AUGAAAUGGAUGAUCGACGCAUCUUUUGCGGUGCAUCCAGAUUUCAAGAGGCAUAGCGGCGGCACUCUGUCCUUUGGAGGAGGUGCAGCUCAAGUGAUGUCAAAGAAACAAAAACUAAACAGCAGAAGCAGUACAGAAGCGGACCUGAUUGCUGUUGACGAUGUUGUCACAAUGAUACUAUGGACAAAGUUGUUCAUGGAGUGGCAAGGGUAUCCGAUCGAGAAGAAUAUCUUGUAUCACCAUAACAAAAGCGCGAUUCUACUGGAAGAGAAUGGUCGCAAGAGCGCGGGCAAAAGAAGCCGAGCUAUCAAUAUUCGUUAUUUCUUUAUCACAGAUCAAGUUGAGAAAGGAAAUGUUAAGAUCGAAUACUGUCCAACUGACAAUAUGAUUGCGGAUUUCAUGACUAAGCCAUUGCAAGGUGAGAAGUUUUGCAAGUUCAGGGAUCUGAUUCUUGGUCCACAGGACUAG
This is a messenger RNA of Cylindrotheca closterium, 468 nucleotides long. The record is from the annotation of a GenBank genome assembly. NCBI's taxonomy places the organism in Eukaryota, Bacillariophyta, Bacillariophyceae, Bacillariales, Bacillariaceae.